AUGAUCGGUGCUACCAGGCGCUGGCUCCGGCGCAAUCGCAGAGGUCUCGCUAUCGGCGCUGGAGUUGUCGGGGCUGGCUACCUGGCGGGACAGUAUGUGCUGUCCAAAAUUUCCGAGGCGCGAGAGCGUAUGAGCAGUGAUAGAAUCGCCAAAGAAAAUUUACGGCGACGAUUCGAACAAAACCAGACCGAUUGCUCUUAUACUGUUUUGGCGCUGUUGCCAACUGCCGCGGAGGAUAUUUUGGAGGCUUUGCCUGUUGAGGACCUGACGAAAGAGCUGCAGAAGAAACGAGCGGAGAGGUUGGCCCGGUUGAAUGCUGGGGAAGCUACAGGCUCGGACUUGAGUUCGGUAUCUCCCAGUGUGGCGGAGGAAGACCGACGGAGCUUAAACAGCUUUCAGAGUGAAGGGUUUCUUCAUGCCAGUCAGCUGGGAGGGUCUCCUAGCGAGGCUGAUGGGCAGCCAAAGCCGAAGCGGAAUAAGACCCAGCUCUGGAACGAAGUCAAGAUUGCCUCUAUUACCAGGUCUUUUACACUCAUAUAUACACUAUCUCUGUUGACCAUCUUCACCCGCGUUCAACUCAACCUUCUCGGUCGCCGAAACUACCUUUCCAGCGUGAUCUCCUUGGCUACACCUCCCGCGAACGCGACUACGAUUCGUCUAGAGGACCACGAUGAUGAUGAUCUUACACAAACAUUGGGAAAUGACUUUGAGACCAACCGACGGUAUCUCGCUUUCAGCUGGUGGUUGCUCCACCGGGGAUGGAAGGGGUUGAUGAGCGAGGUGCAGGCUGCUGUGGAGGAAGUGUUUGGUCCUCUUAAUCCGAGAGAAGAUAUUACACUGGGCAAGCUCUCGGAAUUGACUCUGCAGAUUCGGAAGAAGGUAGAGGGCAGUACUGAGGAAGAGCGGAGGUUUGUCACUCUUGAUAGGCUGCUAGACAGUGUGCUGCAGGAAUCUGGAGUUCUUGGAGUGACAGAAGCCGCGUCUGACCAAACAACUUUGACGUUGCGCCAUCUCCUGGAUGAGACGGCUGAUCUGAUUGACUCACCAUCCUUUACGCAUGUCGUAACACUUUUGAACAAUGAAGGCUUUGCUAUUCUGGUCGAGAAGAAGUGUGCAUCCGAUGCUUUCAAGUCGUCGCCUACCCCGGAGACCGUUCCCCAGUCGUUUUCCUCGAUCGCGACCGUCCUGCCCGUGGCGGGGGUGUCAGAGCCCAAGACUAAGUUGGCGAAUGUUUUGGCCGUGAUGGCACGACAGGCUCAUGUCAUUGGCAAUGGUACAAACCCACCGAAUGAAUAUCUCACUGGCAUGGACCAGGGUGUUCGAGAGUUGGAGGCCUUUGCGGCCGUUCAUUCCCAAUCGACAGACAGUCUCCCUCCCCUCACGACAACCACCGAGCGCAAAUUGAUGGCCAAGAUCGACUGGCAUAUCGUACCCUGUUUAUGUUUAUUAUACCUGCUUGCUUUUUUGGAUCGAAUCAACAUCAGUAAUGCCGCAAUUCUCGGACUCAAACAAGACUUGAAUAUCGAUCAUGGAACCAAGUACAACACCGCUUUGACUAUAUUCUUUGUUCCUUACGUUAUAUUCGAAAUUCCAUCCAAUAUACUUCUCAAGAAGUUGAAACCUAACGUGUGGUUGUCGAUAUGCGGAUUUGGGUUUGGUCUCGUCAUGAUCUGUCAAGGUCUGGUGUCGAAUUGGGGUGGAUUGAUGACAACUCGAUGGUUUUUGGGAAUGUUUGAAACGGGAUUGUUUCCUGGAUGUUUCUAUUUAAUGGGAAUGUGGUACAAACGCACAGAAGCUCAGAAACGAUUCAGCUUCUUCUUCAGUUCUACCACUCUGGCUGGUGCUUUUGGUGGUUUGUUGGCUAGUGGGAUUUCAAAAAUGGAAGGCAUCAGAGGCUACGGUGGCUGGCGAUGGGUGUUUAUCAUCGAAGGCCUGCUGACUUGCGUUGUCUCCAUUGUGUGGUUUUUCAUCAUUCCAGGCUUCCCUGAAGAUGCCAAAUGGCUCAAUGAUGAAGAACGGGAGUUUAUCAGGGUGAAAUUGGCAAAGGAUUCAGGAAGUGCUGCAACUAAUACGAAAAUAGGCUUGAAAGAAGUGCUGAGCGUCUUCAAGGACUGUAAACAAAAUCUUCAUCGGUGGUUUGAUGUACUUUGGCCAGGUCGUCACAGCAUACGUAUGUCUCUUGCUCUGCUAAAUCUGAACCAUGCUGAUUAUGCGCCAGCGAUUAAAACGCAGCUGUACUCGAUCCCACCAUGGGCAGUCGCCUUCUGCUUUUCCAUGACAAUAGCGUACUUAUCUGACAAACUGCGCCAUCGGUUUGCCUUCACUCUUCUCCCGAUGAUGGUCGCCAUGGCUGGGUAUGGCAUCUUGCUGAACCUUCACGGGACCAGCACACGGCAUGCUCAGUAUGCGGCCCUGUUCCUGGUCACCAGCGGUUGCUACAGCACAAUGCCCGUCAUUGUCUGUUGGUUUUCCAUGAACCUGGGUGGCCAUCGUCGACGAAGUGUGGGAACGGCAUGGCAGAUUGGAUUCGGAAAUAUUGGUGGUGUUAUUUCGACGUAUGCCUUCCUUGAAAAAGAUGCACCGCUCUACCGACCUGGGUAUAUAAUCAGUGUUUCCUUUCUGUGCUUUUCGGCCGCGUGCUGCAUUGCCUAUUUUGUAGCAAUCUCCAUGGAGAAUCGGAAACGCGAUCGCCUUGAAGCGAGCGGUAGUUAUGCUGAAGUAGGCGACAAUGCUGAAGAGUCCAUGGGCGACAUGGCGCCAUCAUACCGAUACCAGUACUAA
Messenger RNA from Aspergillus wentii DTO 134E9, 2781 nucleotides. Its product is annotated as MFS transporter. The coding region runs from base 1 to 2781 and encodes 926 amino acids. Lineage: Eukaryota; Fungi; Ascomycota; Eurotiomycetes; Eurotiales; Aspergillaceae. The transcript has 12 exons. Gene Ontology annotation, molecular function: transmembrane transporter activity. The record is from RefSeq and is a predicted model, not a curated record. Gene Ontology annotation, biological process: peroxisome organization; transmembrane transport. Gene Ontology annotation, cellular component: peroxisomal membrane; plasma membrane.